Molecule: messenger RNA, 946 nt
Organism: Chroicocephalus ridibundus (black-headed gull)
Lineage: Eukaryota; Metazoa; Chordata; Aves; Charadriiformes; Laridae
Gene: TAGLN2
Product: transgelin 2
Exons: 5
Coding region: 167-766 (199 amino acids)
Biological process (GO): actin filament organization
Cellular component (GO): actin cytoskeleton
Molecular function (GO): actin filament binding
Source: RefSeq, a predicted model, not a curated record
GGCUGCCCCGGCCCCGGCCCGGCGGACCCGCCCCGGGAGCGGGCGGUACCGGGCCGCCCCCGGCCGCGCUGACAUCAGCCGUGAAAAGGGCGCGGGCGGCGGCAUCCGCCACUUGCCGCACCGGGACCGCGGGACCCGCAGACCCCCCCCCUUCCCCGCCGUCAGCAUGGCAAACCGGGGACCGUCGUACGGCCUGAGCCGGGAGGUGCAGCAGAAGAUCGACCGUCAGUACGACCCCGAGCUGGAGCAGAUCCUGGUGCGGUGGAUCCUGGCACAGUGCGGCGGCGACGUCGCGCAGCCGGCGCCCGGUAGGGACGGCUUCCAGCAGUGGCUGAAGGACGGCACCGUGUUGUGCCGGCUCAUCAACAGCCUGCACCCGCGGGGCCAGAGCCCGGUGGCCAAGAUCCAGGCGUCCGCCAUGGCCUUCAAGCAGAUGGAGCAGAUCUCGCAGUUCCUGCAGGCGGCCGAGCGUUACGGCAUCGCCGCCACCGACAUCUUCCAGACCGUCGACCUUUGGGAAGGGAAGAACAUGGCGUGCGUGCAGAGGACCCUGAUGAACCUGGGCAGCCUGGCGGUGGCCAAGGGCGACGGGCUCUUCGUGGGAGACCCCAACUGGUUCCCCAAGAAGUCGCAGGAGAACCGGCGCGUCUUCUCGGAGGACAAGCUGAAGGAGGGACAGAGCGUCAUCGGGCUGCAGAUGGGCACCAACCGGGGCGCCUCGCAGGCCGGCAUGACGGGCUACGGCAUGCCCCGCCAGAUCCUCUGAGCACCCGCACCCCCCCCCCGGCCCCGGCAUGGCCCCCCCCGGGGGCCGGCCCCCAGACUGCCUUAACCACCCCCCCCCCCCAUCCUUUUCCUGCCGCGGACCAGCCGGGUGCCCCCCACCCAGGCACCCGCCCCCCCACCCCCAGCCAGUAUUUCCAGGACCAAAGUCUUUUUUUUUUUU